AUGAUCUACAGUUUUUACCCGACGAGGAUCGACACAUACGCCAUCCUCUUCUUCACCGGAGGCUACCAGGGCGACAUCCCGUCAGAAAUAUACAGCGAUGUGUUAGUGCGCAUUGCCAAACACGGGUAUGUGGUCAUCGCCGCAGACUACGUGCCCUUGGUAACGAAUCAAGCUAAUGUGAGAGACAGGACUCUAAGGCUCGCAGGCGAUCACACACAGAAAUACUUUGAAGAACUGCAGUGGGUAACAAAACGCCUGGAGGGAAGAAUCGCCAAGCAGCUGAACCGAAACGGACUGGUGCCGGACUUCAGCCACCUGGGGAUCGGCUGCCACUCAGCGGGAUGUGACCCACUGGUUAAGAUGACCCUGCAGAAUCACACCUUCUCAAAGGCUGCUCUAUUAUUGGAACCAUUUAGCUUUAACUAUGCAACCCCGGUGACGUUCAAAAUGCCUGCCUUCAUACUCGGCACGGAGUUGUCGACCCAACCACACGUUUGCGUCCAAGCUGGGAAGGGGUACAACCACUUCUACGACAUGUGGAAGUGUCCACGAAUGCUGAUGGAAGUUAAGGGUCAUGGUCACUGCGAGAUGGUCAACGACACAUGGUAUAAAACUUGCCAGAUAUUCCACCUUUGCAAGACCAACCCAGACGUUGACAUCAACAAGUACCACAGCUUCAUCCAGGGCCUCAGCGCGGCCUUCCUCACCACCACCCUACAGGGACGGGACAAGCUGCACUACAUCACCAACACUACCGCACUACCUGUGGAGCUGAUGGAGUUUAAAAUAGACAUGAACUGUUGAUCGAUGUUGAAAUUUUGAAUCUGGAGAACAAAAUAUGCGAUGUCGGAUGAUCACAUCGGACUUAAGAUAUGAAUUGUUGACUGUUAGACUGCUGACAUAUUUCCCGAUGUCAAACGUUUUUACUGGACACCUUUCUGGAAUAUUUGAUUGAGCAAGCAGUACAAACAUGUUGCCCUAUUAUUGCCAUGUGUAAGUGUAUAGGUGUGAUAUAGGACAGAAUGUCAAAGGAUUCCAGAUUAAUAACCUAAUGCUUGUCACGAGCAAAUCCAUUGAUCUUCAUUUGAAAGCUUUUACAGGAUCGACCGGUUAGCAUUCAAUUAUCCCAACACAUUGGUCUCGUACUUGUACAUGCCCGACAUGCUUCACCCUUAAAGUUUGUAGACAUACCAAACGCGGACUAAGGCAGUAUCAUUUCCCGGCCAUCAUUGCCACAUCGUGCCCUAUUGAUAAACAUUUCAUGUAUGUGUCCCUAAAGUGACUUAUUAACUAUGAUGCAGGGGUGUCAUCGGUAGCCUUUAUAGAGACAGACCUCGAAAGAUUCCGAGGCAUGUAUAAACAAUUAAACAUUGAUAAAAAUCCACACCUGGGGUUAUAUAAGCAGCUGAUGUUUGCUACACGAGGAGUCCAAAGUACAGUACGCAACCACCACUGAGAUAUGUACACGUAAAAUGGUCAAAUGCCGUUUGCAGUUCAGGCUAUUAUCACGAGAGGUGUUCUUGAAGCAUGAUAACAUGUGUUUUUAUGAGGCGACGUAAUUCUUGAGGUGAUGAAAGCGUGGUCAAUAUCUCAAUGCUAACAUUCUGAAGCAAAAAUUCCGUAUUCACCGUUUAAUGAUGACAUAUAGGGUAUUAUUUACUAUGACCUGACACUGUUUGCCUCGCCAUCUAAUGAUGGCUAUUAAAUCAAAGGUACAGUUGGGAUACCAUGCAUUGAUACCUACUCAGAUUACUACAAUCAAGACAAUAAAGUUUGUUGAAGCCCUUCAGUAUCUUUUUGUGCUGUAUGUUUUCUCUUAACAGGUGUAUUUCUUUUGUACCCCUUUAAAUCGCCAUUUCUACCCU
Branchiostoma floridae (Florida lancelet) is the source of this 1865-nucleotide messenger RNA. Its product is annotated as chlorophyllase-1-like. The record is from RefSeq and is a predicted model, not a curated record. The coding region runs from base 1 to 804 and encodes 267 amino acids. NCBI's taxonomy places the organism in Eukaryota, Metazoa, Chordata, Leptocardii, Amphioxiformes, Branchiostomatidae. The transcript has 5 exons.